Populus trichocarpa (black cottonwood) is the source of this 2552-nucleotide messenger RNA. RefSeq lists its product as uncharacterized. Gene Ontology annotation, molecular function: protein binding. The transcript is spliced from 8 exons. The coding region runs from base 1 to 2334 and encodes 777 amino acids. Lineage: Eukaryota; Viridiplantae; Streptophyta; Magnoliopsida; Malpighiales; Salicaceae. The record is from RefSeq and is a predicted model, not a curated record.
AUGACGACAACAAACAUUUCCCCAUCUUCAAUUGUUGUUGAAGUCCUAAGAGGCGAUAACUAUGAUGACUGGAGUGCCUGCAUGAAAAGCUACAUGUUAGCUCAAGACCUUUGGGAUUUUAUUGAGCCUAGUACUGGUCAUCAUGAAGGUGAUCAAGAAGUUGACUCUAAGCCUAUUGAUCAUCAAGAAGGUGACUCCAAGGCAUUGAGAAAAAAGAAUGCUGCAGCUUUACAUGCAAUUCAAAUUUCUUGUGCGCCAAACAUACUUUCCAAGAUUAGGAGCAUCACUUCAGCCAAAGUUGCCUGGGAUACUCUAGCCAAUUUGCAACAACAAAAUUCACCAAGCCACAAAGAGCAAUCUGUUGAAGCAGAGCCAUCAGAAGAUGAUGAGUCACUAGGUUCAGAGCAAUCUGUUGAAGCAGAGCCAGCAGAAGAUGAUGAGUCACAAGGUUCAGGAUCCGUGAGCUAUGGAAUCAAUGGUCCCUUGCUAACCCUGUACAAGUACGCUCAUAUAGGAGAUUGGGAUGCCACAAAAAACUAUCUUAGCCAAUACCCAAAUGCAAAAAAGGCCAGGAUUAAACCCUAUGGUAGAACUGCCCUUCAUGUAGCAGCUUGUGCUGGAAAUCUGACAAUUGUGGAGGAGUUGGUGAAGAUGAUGUCGGAAGAAGAAUUGGAAAUACAAGAUGAUGAAGGCAGCACAGCUCUUUUUAGUGCUGCUACUGUUGGAAUCACAAAGAUGGCAGAAUGUUUGGUGAGCAAGAACAAAAACUUGGUUACCUUUGUAAAUGCACAAAAAAGGAUCCCACUUGAUGGGGCAUGUACAGGUAAUAAUAAGGAUAUGGCUCUUUAUCUAUACUCUGUUACUCCAUUUGAAUUUCUUUGUCAAGGCAAUGGCCACCAUGGAUCUUAUUUCCUACAAUGUGCUCUUGGUGCUCAAAUGCUCGAUAUUGUUCUUGAUUUUCUGCAUCGCUGCCCACGUUUUGCUACUACAAUGAAUGAAGUUCUGAGGACGAAUGCUUUGAUUUAUUUGUCUAAGAUGCCUCAAACAUUCCCAAGUGCAAGUCGACUUGCAUUUUGGCAGCGAUGGAUCUAUUCAUGUAUUCCCAUGCAAUCAAUUGCUACAACUGAUGACAAUGUUCGUAUUAAUAUGCCUGAUCAAAGCCUAAGUGAGUCGAAGAACAUUAUCCUCCAAGUGUCAAGCAAAUUGCGUGGGUUUGCAAUAAAUCUCCUCGCAUUCUUAGGAAUCAAACAAAUAUACGAUUUGAAGAAGAUCCACAUUUAUUCAGAUAAAAUUCUACGGUGUAUGUGUGAGUAUAUAUCAACUCUGGAUUAUGAGGAAUACAUCAAGGCAGAUGUACAUAGAGCAUUCCACAAAGCUGCAAGGAAUGGCAUGGUUGAGUUUAUUACUGAGGUGGUAAAAGCUUGUCCUCAUGUAAUGACGAGUGCAGAUGGCAACGCAAGGAACCUAUUUAUGUCCUCGAUUGCAAACCGGCAAGAAAAAGUGUUCAGCCUUUUCUAUGGACUGGAAUCAAACAGAGCACGAUUUGUUUGCCUCAUGGAUAUCUCUAGAAAUACAAUGCUACAUUUGGCAGCAAAACUAUCACCUCCUUCUCAACUAGCUCGGAUCUCUGGUGCAGCUCUCCAGAUGCAGAGAGAACUACAAUGGUACAAGGAAGUGGAAAGCAUUGUGAAUCCUACAGACAAGGAUUUUCUUAAUCAGAACGACCAGACACCCAGGGAAAUAUUUACGUAUGACCAUAAGGACUUGGUAGUGAAAGGAGAGCAAUGGAUGAAAGAAGCAGCAACUUCUUGUACAGUUGUGGGUGCUCUCAUCAUUACAAUUAUGUUUACUGUCGCAUUUACUGUUCCCGGCGGGAACGUUCAAGAGACCGGCUAUCCGGUUUUUAAAGACGAGAAAUCUUUUACAGUUUUUAUAGUAGCGGAUGCAAUCUCUCUGUUUUCUUCAUCAACAUCAGUGUUGAUGUUCUUAGGAAUUCUUAUGUCCCGAUACGCAGAGGAAGAUUUCCUUAAAUCCUUGCCGACUAAGUUAAUUAUCGGCCUUUCCAUGCUUUUCUUCUCUAUUGCAGCCAUGAUGGUAACCUUCUGUGCUGCUCUUAUAAUUAUGUUGGAUGGGAGAUUGCAAGUUAUAAUUCCAAUUGUACUCCUUGCUACUAUCCCUGUAACUUUGUUCAUGUUGCUGCAAUUUCCCCUGCUAGUGGAGAUUGGUGUAUCCACAUAUGGACCAGGAAUCUUCAACAGAAAAAUGAAACGCUGGUCAAAAUCUUCAACUGAUAGACUGUUAGAGGUUAACAGUUUAUUGUCCCAAACUGUUUAGCAAUUCCUAUUUCCCCGGGAUGAGUUGUUUUCUGUUCCUCUUAGUCUGUUACCACGUUUAGAGUAUGUAUAGCAUCUCUUUGUAAAAGGCUAUAUUUCCAAGCCUGCUGUUUGUGAUGAAUAAACAAGAGACUUCUCAUUCAAGACUCUGUGUGAUGUAGUUUCUUCUGAGUGUUUUUCUACAAAUGGAAGGUUAACCAAUUCCUUCGUUCUCUCUGA